GUCUCCCUAGUUUGCUAUUUUCUCAACGUAACACUUAAUAUAACUCCUUGCCGCCCAAGCUACAUACGGAUCGAGUAUUUUGUUUCCUUUUCCUUGAUCCUUGAUCCAAGGUCUUAAAUUUUGUUUCCUUUUCCUUGUGGUAUUAAAAUUCCACCUCGGAUCCCUUUCCUAUUGUUCAUUUGUUCCACAAGGUGGAAUCUCUCACCCCAGGAGCUCCCCAAUCCCGACCCGACAGAAUGGUGGAGAGGUUAGUCACGGUGACUCAGUCAGCAGAAUGGCAGUAGGCUCAUACACCCGUGCGCAUCAGAGGCCCAGCCUUAUUUCAGAUUCAGUGACCUCCACCCGGUCGUUGAGGGGAUUCGAACUUUGGUCCAUUGUUCCAAAUCUCCCACCACUUGACCAACUGAGCUACCUGUGCGGGUACCUCCGAUCCCUUUCCUAAAUUGCUAUAUAUAUACUCGUAUAUAGCUAAUAUUAUUUCAGCCGUCACAUACAUAUUUUGUACGAACCCUAAGUCUUGAUCAGAUGACGAGUACUUGUAGUGAUAACUUGUAUAUUAGCAAUGAACUACUCUUUGAGAUUCUGACUUGGUCAUCUCUCACGAGAGUAGAUAAAUGCAAGGCUUUGAGUAAGGAGGUGAAGGAUCUCAUUGACGAUUCAUGGUUCUUGCAAAACUACUGCCGCAAAACCAACAACGUCUUCGGCUACUUCCUUCAAACGUUCAAAGACCAUCGCUACGUGUCCACUUUCGUGUCCGUUGACCCGUCGAUAAAUCCGAAUAUUUCUCUCGAGUCCUUGAAAGACGACCUACGCAUCUUGGCAUCGUCUAAUCAUGGACUUUUGUGCUGUCGAAGGUACGACCGUGAUGUCAGGUCGUACCUUUAUUACGUUUGCAAGCCUUGUACUAGGCAGACGGUGUUGCUGCCUAGUCCGACCAAGAAGCUGGGACAACAUAUUGAGCAAGUUGCUUUGAUCGUCCUCAAAUCAAAUCCAUUGCAUUACAAAGUUAUCAGAUUCUCACCUGAUCGUCAUUCGCCGCCGGAAUGCAAUAGCUACGCAUCUGAGAUAUUUGAUUCUAAAAUUUGGGCGUGGAGGACGGUAGAUAACUUCGUGACAGAAUUCUGCACAAUAUUCGGAAACCAACAAUCCAUCUGCAUCGGUGACGUGGCAUAUUGGCUAUCCAACAAAGACACCAUUUUGGCAUUUGACUCAGCCACCGAAACUCACUCGGAAUUUCAACUGCCAAAAACAAUAACACAAAUUGACGGCGGAGGCGGCGUCGGCUACAUCAUUGGAAAGCAAAUUGUGGAGUACAAAGGAAAGCUCGGGCUUACGUGUCGGUGCAUCUUCAGGUCACCGUCUUCAUGUAAUCUGUUGUUGGUGUGGGUGCUAGAGGAUAGGAAGCGGUGGGAGUGGAGGUUAGAGCGAGUGGUGAGGAUCGAUGAGAACGAGAGAAAGUUGAUGGGGUGCAGCCUUGCGGAUGUGGAGCUUAUGGUUGGAUAUGAGACUCAAGUAUAUGAACAAGGUGGUUUCUUUUUUUAUAGUCCUCCUCUCCACGUCUUUCCUUUCCGGUCCGAUUUUGAGCCCGUAAAUCUUGAAGAUGGAUGCAUGCUUAGUUGCUUAGAUGAUAUUAUCCAGUUUUGAUCUAUUGUGUAUGAUGAUAACUAGUGUAACACCAAUUAAGUAAUUAGUAGUCAGGUAUGCUUUUCACAUUGUAUCUUUUAAUUAAUUUGUUGCAUGUACAAUGCUUUGCAAUAAAGCUCUAUUUCUAAUA
Molecule: messenger RNA, 1774 nt
Organism: Cuscuta europaea
Lineage: Eukaryota; Viridiplantae; Streptophyta; Magnoliopsida; Solanales; Convolvulaceae
Source: the annotation of a GenBank genome assembly